AUGGCGGACACUGUCGACAAAGCCGUGCUCAAGCAAGUGCAGAUCGCGCUACAGAAUGCCGAUGUUGAGCUUCAAGACAUUAAUAAGAAAAUAUGGUCCAAUCCAGAAUUGGCCUACAACGAAUAUAUGGCUCACGACAACAUCUGCGCAAUGUUUGAAAACUUGGCCACUGCACGAUCCAUGAACUAUCAGAUUCGCCGCAAAACAUACCAACUCGACACAUCCUUUGAGAUUGAAUACAGAAAGGGGAAUGGGGGUCGAAUCGUCGUCUUCAAUGCGGAGUACGAUGCGUUACCAGGCAUCGGCCACGCCUGCGGCCACAAUUUGAUCGCUACGAGCUCAAUCGCGGCCUAUAUUGCUACUGUAGAGGCUCUAGAAGCGCUUGAUACUUCUUCGCUACCCGGAUACACCGUGCGACUACUCGGCACUCCGGCCGAGGAAGGUGGUGGCGGAAAAUUGAAGCUCAUCGAGGCCGGAGCAUACAAAGGUGUCGAUGCAUGUCUCAUGGUUCAUCCAGUUACGCAGGGAAACAACGACGAAUCCAUUCCCAGCAUUCACAUUGCAGGGCCCGAGUCUUUGCUUGCUAACAACAAAAUCAAGAUUAACUAUACUGGCUCUACCGCUCAUGCAGCUGGAGCUCCUUGGGAGGGUAUCAAUGCGCUCGAUGCAGUGGUAUCUGCGUAUGUCAAUAUUUCGCUUCUAAGGCAGCAGAUUCUACCCUCGCAAAGAGUGCAUGGAGUUAUUGCCAAUGGCGGCGAAAGGCCGAAUGUGAUUCCGGGCUCGGCGAGCCUGCAUUACUACAUUCGGUCGCCGGAUACAAAGUCAUUGAACACGCUCACGGAUCGAGUGUUCAAAUGCUUUGAGGGUGCUGCAACAGCAACAGGUUGUAAAGUCGAGUUUGAAUGGAUCAACAACUAUCAGGAACUGAAGAACAAUAAGCCCAUUUGCGAAGCUUACAUGGAAACGCUCAAAGCGAUGGGUCAUAAUUGUGUCCUCAGCGAUCGUGAGGUCAAGGGUUCCCUAGAUGGCGCCUCCACCGAUAUGGGGAACGUCAUGCACCAAGUCCCCGGAUUCCAUGCCCUCUUUCAAAUUCCGACAGAAGACGGAGCUGGAAACCAUACUCACGGCUUCACAGCUGGAGCUGGUUCAUCCGAGGGUUACCGGAGAAGUAUCGUUUGUGCAACUGCAACCGACAUUCCCUUCAAAAACGAGAAUGCAUUUGCACAGGGCAGGCCUCGGCGCCCCCGGAAACGGAUUGGGAUUGUCACUAAACCACAAUCCGGAAACUUUUCGACAUACAAGGAGCCAACACCUUUGAACUUACAGAGGGUCGACUUUCCUAUAGAAAUUUAUGCUUUUCAGUAUUGGAUUGAGAACCUUGCGUCAUGGCCGGAAGAUCUUUUCGACGUUGGGCAAGAAUAUGGAGCUGGUGCGCGGUACCAUUCGCGUUGUGUGGAUGAAACGAAAUCCAGUCUUCAUCUCGCCGUAUCUGCGUUUUCGCUUGCUAUUUUUGGGCGAGCUAAUAACGCGUAUGAGAUCCUUCAGCGUGCUGAGAAGAAUUACGCUCGAAGUAUCACAGAACUAAGAAAAGAGCUCAAAGUGUUGUCAAACAACAUCAUUGAUGAGUUGCUUAUUGCAACCAUGAUACUCAGCAAGUAUGACAAUAUAAUGUACGGCUUUAGAGUACGAAAAAGUCUGAAACCGCUCCCACCUGCCCGAUAUUCAGGUCUGCCACUCCUUGGAUCAUAUGCGUACCAUUACAAAGGUACAGCAAGCCUUUUGCAAGUUCGGCAAGAAAGAGGUUAUACGCAAAAUGUUCCUCUAGAAAAGGCCGUCCGGCGGACUAUAAUAAGAGCACAUCUGCUCUCAGGCGACCCUGUCCCAGAGUGGUUACAGGACGAUACCUACGGCGAACCAGAUCCGGCGCUGGCAUUAGACUAUCUCAUGAUAAAGGCUGCCUCCCUACGGUCAAGGUCAAUCAUUGUCAUAAAUCAGGGCAAUAGAGGAAUGCCUUCAUUUAUCCGACAUGGAGAAGCAUUGAAGAUGGUGCUUGCUGAGGCCCAAAUGUUAGACCGUCUGUUUGCGGAAUGGGCUGAAAAUAUUCCACAAAGUUAUAAAUUUAUAACUCAUAAAAUUCCCCAACACAACGACAAGAAAGUCCCUCUUGAGCAUCAUAAUCUUUUCUUUGACCGAAUGUUUCAUUCUUAUGCUACUCAUGGACACGCAGUCGUAUGGCACCGAUAUCGCGCUGUCCGACUCCUUAUCAACAGCAUUGAGAUGGAUUUAUUAUCUCAAGUCGCUCAAUACCGACCCGAGAACCCAGGCAAGUAUCUGGAACUGUCAAAGGUAUGUCAGGAGACUAUUAAUAAUCUUAUCACCGAUCUAUGCCGUGGUAUCCCUUUCUUUUACCUCCUCAACUCCUGCUUGAAUCACGGCCAGCGACACACCGAGCGAGCUGUGGAGCUAGAUGAUUCGAUGACUAUCAUCUCGUCACAAUUUCCUCCGCUUAUGAUGGCGGUACUACUGGCAUGGCCUAUUACUAUUGCUGUUGGUAUUGAAGGCGUGCCUCCGGACCAGAUGGAAUGGUUGAAAUCUAGGCUUCAAGCAGUCACUCAGAUGGUUGGGUCACCGAUGCUUCAAGUUACCAGGAAAUAA
Messenger RNA from Talaromyces amestolkiae, 2655 nucleotides. RefSeq lists its product as uncharacterized. The transcript is spliced from 7 exons. NCBI's taxonomy places the organism in Eukaryota, Fungi, Ascomycota, Eurotiomycetes, Eurotiales, Trichocomaceae. The record is from RefSeq and is a predicted model, not a curated record. Gene Ontology annotation, molecular function: dipeptidase activity. The coding region runs from base 1 to 2655 and encodes 884 amino acids.